AUGUCUGACGACGAAGGUGCAUCUAACAAUGAACUGCUCUUAAUGGCAGCUAAACAAGACUCCGAAGAUAUACUGGAGGAUAUUUUUUCGCAGCCAGGAACAUAUGAGAUAAACUAUGUUGAUAGUAUAGGAAAUACCGCGUUGCAUUACGCAGCUCAAUUCGGUUCUUUAUCUGCAGUUGAAUUGCUAUUAAAACAGCCAAAUAUCAAACUUGACAUAGCAAAUAAAUUGGAAGGAGACACGCCGCUACAUAAAGCAGUUCAGUAUGAAGACGCUAACGUAUCAUUGCAAAUCGUAAGAUUGUUAAUUGAAGCCGGAGCAGACCCACUAAAACGAAAUAAAAAUAGGCAAAAACCCGAAAAUUUGGUUCAACCAGACUCUCAACAACUAAAGAGUUUAUUACAACAAGCAUCGAUGGCCCUUCAAGUGGACGCGAGAGACAUAGCAGACGAAGAUUCAAAUGGCGAUGGCGAAUCGGCAAGUGAUUCUGAUUGA
Messenger RNA from Ambispora leptoticha, 495 nucleotides. The record is from the annotation of a GenBank genome assembly. Lineage: Eukaryota; Fungi; Glomeromycota; Glomeromycetes; Archaeosporales; Ambisporaceae.